GUCAAAGGCUGGACUCGGUUUAGAACAAUAAGAUUAGUUCGAACGAAAGAAGGACAAUGCAUUCUCUUUGAUCAUAUUGGGUAGAGCAUACAGGUAAUAUAAUAUAACAGUAAGUGUUGAUACCCGAUUUGCAGAUUAAGAGCUCACCACUUCGGCCCGACUUCCCACCUAUUCCUGGAUCUAGAGAGCUGCAGGUUGUCUAGGUUGCGUUCUCGCAUCGAUCUCGAUUCUCUAGCGAAGAGAUAUCUCGGGAAUCGUGCAGUAGACUGCCACCUACUCCGGGAUACUUGGCCAGUCCAAGCCCGAGUGCAGAUAGCGGAGGAGAUAUUGCCUCAAGUAGGACCGCGUAUCGCGGGUGGUAUCGGUAUAUGGAAGAGCCGGUGGGAAAACCGUUCGUAGCUUCUCCUACGGCGUACCAGGCGUGGGAGGAGAGAAAGCUGGCAUUUCCGCGCGAGAUCUUAUCGAUGAUACUAUCCAGGGCGAUGGAUUCGCAGCCUAGGUGCGCUCUGAGCAUUCUCGCACCCGAGUGGGAUAUGUGCAAUCAGGAAACCCCUGCCGCAACGGAGGGCAUGAGGAUUCUGACUUACACUCGGGGUGCUGAAGGCGAAGUCGGCACCUUCUCGGCGACGACAGGACACGGGGACGCCGACCAUAUCUUUGUGCCCAUGCGUCAUCUCGAUAGUAGCAUCAUGGGCAUCGACCAGUUUUCGCGGGACGAAUGUACGAGGUUAUUCUUUCUAGAGAGCACACAGGUGUUCCAAUUCACCGCAGGGGGCCUCCCCGCGGAUAUCAAGGACCAAUCUUUCCUCGAGCGCUGGAGAGACGUCUUUCCGCUCCGUGGGAAGCGCAUGCGGGACAUCCUGCCGUUCGACGACGAGCCCACGGAUGCCCCCAAACUGAAGGUUCCAGGCGGUACGUCCCCCCGGUUUAAGCUGCUACGGCACCUCGUGGUCAACUCACCACUGUCUCUGCUCAAGGUCAACUCGCACACCAUGGCCGAGCACGAGACAGGAAUCAGCGACGAGACUCUCACAGCGCUCGACAUGGCGAUCGACCUGGAUCGUGCGUCGCAUCUGUGGCUGUCGUGGUCUCAGAUGCCGAUGCUCGAGAGCGUCCUGCUAGACCUGCGCAUCUACGGCCAACACCUGAACACGACGCACGGGUGCCUCAGCAGGGACAGCGUCAAGAAGCAGGCGGUCGAGAUGGGCAGGUGGCUGCGAUUGAAGCUGCUCGUCAUCGCCGGCUUACAGAGCUACAUCCUCGAGACAGACCUGGCGCCUUGCACGGCGGCGCAGGUGGAAGAAGAGGACGAGUUUCACGGAGAUCCCAACUGGGUCAAAAUCUUCAUGCCUGCGUUGCGGCCAGGAGGUAAGUUAGUUCUCGCGGAUCGUUUGGAUGACGAGGCGACCCCGAUGGGUGACCUAGUCUGCGAGGUAAGUGAGUACUAGGCAGCGGCAGGACACGACGAUGCCGCAGGAUGUCGCAGAGAGAGACGAAUGCCUUGUUCUACCUAGGUAGGUGGGUAAUUUUUUCAACGUGCCUAUGAUGAUAUCG
Durotheca rogersii is the source of this 1554-nucleotide messenger RNA. RefSeq lists its product as uncharacterized. The transcript has a single exon. Bases 369 to 1448 code for a protein of 359 amino acids. The record is from RefSeq and is a predicted model, not a curated record. Lineage: Eukaryota; Fungi; Ascomycota; Sordariomycetes; Xylariales; Xylariaceae.